This is a messenger RNA of Paramecium tetraurelia, 711 nucleotides long. RefSeq lists its product as uncharacterized. Lineage: Eukaryota; Ciliophora; Oligohymenophorea; Peniculida; Parameciidae. The record is from RefSeq and is a predicted model, not a curated record. Gene Ontology annotation, molecular function: protein binding. The transcript has a single exon.
AUGCAAUCAUUAUCCUAAUCACACAAGCACGCCAUCAUAGAGGACAUGCUUUGGAAAUAUUCCUCUCCUGAUUUGUUCAUCCAGGGCUCAGAACCAAUCGACUUUGAUUCCCAUUUCAUUUGCUACUCUUUCACAGAAUUCGACCAAGAAGCCCAACAAAUAACCCAAUAAACAGACACCUUGAGAACAGUGGUGCUGUUCGAGAAUUCAAACUCAAUACCACUUGCCCUGUCCAGUGCUCUCAGAACCAUGUUGAAAGGAGAAUAAGCAUUUUUCGAACUUAGCGAAGUGUACGCUCUCACCUAGAAAGAGAUCGACUGCCUAAUGGAAGAUUUGACACCCUUGAAAAUGUAGAGGAGACAAUAUUGGCUAAUAAAAAUAGAGAAUUCCUUUGAGUAUCUGGGAAUCAAUUCAUUGAACUAGCAAUAAAUAGAAUAAUACAUAGAGGAAGUUAGGAAGUAUGCUGGAUCGAUAUUUCAACAAUCCAAUUAUCGUUCAGCAAUCUCCAUCUACGAAUUGAUUGGUAGGAUAAAAGUGGGAGAGCAUUCGAAAAAGAUUUUGAAGGAAAUAAGCAAGUCCUUCUCAAACAGAGCAGUUUGCUACAUUAAAUUAAAGGAGUGGGGUAUGGCAGAUUAGAUGUGCGACGAGGCUUUUAGCUUUGAUAAUGAAAACGAAAAAGGUAGGGCAUCUGAAGUAAAGUAGCUCUGUUGA